Messenger RNA from Dunckerocampus dactyliophorus (ringed pipefish), 6152 nucleotides. RefSeq names its product UNC93-like protein MFSD11. NCBI's taxonomy places the organism in Eukaryota, Metazoa, Chordata, Actinopteri, Syngnathiformes, Syngnathidae. The transcript has 16 exons. The coding region runs from base 2821 to 4185 and encodes 454 amino acids. The record is from RefSeq and is a predicted model, not a curated record.
UAAAGUGAUAUGCGUGUAAAUGUUAUUUUUACGCCUUGCUAGUAGACGUUUUAGCAUACUAUUUCCUACCUUUUGUCUGCAUAGAGGCUCCUUCUUGUUUUCCUCCGCUUUCACUUCCUGCUGCAUGACCUCUUUGGGCGUGCUGACAGCCAGCACGUCGUUGAUGGUGGAGCCCACCACCAUGAUCUUCGCACCGCUCGUGACCUUUAUCUCCCGUAGCGUCUUGUCCUCCGGAAGCAAGCCUUUGUACAUCACCUUCUGCAUGGCCGGCGGAAGACCUGCCAAGAGGAAGAUUUAGAUUCUGUAGGGAUGGCGGGUGCGAGACGGCGGAGGGGAUUCCUCACCGAUGAUCUUCAAGUCCACUGUCUCGCCUUCCUCCUCCACGUCGUCUCCGUUGCUAAUGCUAGAAGAGUCCUGAGUGGCGGCGUGUCCCGCGUCGGACGUGGACUCCGAGUCGCCCUUGUCGGCGGAGUCACCCAGAGGUGCGUCUUCUUUUGGCUUUACGUCUGUUUGCAUUAUAACUUCACUUCCUGUUAGGAAAGACAUGUCAUAUUUCACCUAAAUCAGCCGGGGUAGGCUCCAGCCUCACCCACAAACCUAAUGAGGACAGGCGCUAUAGGCAAUGAAUUAAUAUAUAAGUUUCGGCAUUUUACAUGUUUAUUGUAAUUUACUUAUGUCUCUAGCUAUAUCUCCCUUUCAUUAGCACUUACUCGUUUGUUUGCUCUAUCAUCGGUGUCAGUGCUUCGUUUAUUAGCAGCUGAAACAAAAAAGGUUGUUUUUUUUUAGCCUAAACGCAAAUAUGACACAGCAUCUAGCACUGUCGAUUUCCCUCACUGCUAACUUACUGAAUGUUACCACUCAGAAGGGUUGUCAUUUUAAGUUGACUUCACGCUAAUAAGCCCCUAACUGUCGUUUUAGCCCCCCCUUACAGCACAGAUCAAUAUUUGGACUGGUUAGCAGUAAUUGACGUUAGCUAGCCUCUAACCUAACCUGCUGGUGAGGGAAACGUGUUAACUUAAACCUUACGAGGAGUGGUGGAUUUGUUAAAGACACGGCCUUAACAGCGCCCGGUGUUGCCGCGUCUGCGUGCAGCCUGCUUUAAUUCAUCGCCAGGGACGAAAGUUGGUGUAACGGAAUGAAGGAAAUGUGUCUAAAUUCUGCUCUAUACCCACCAUCCUGGGCCGCCAUGAUGAUUGUGUACAAUCAGUAGCAACGUUCCAUCGAGCCGAAGAGCGCGACAAGAGAGCAAGAUGGUUCCGCUUCCUUCGGAAAGGUAAACGUCGCCCACAUCGGAUUAUUACGUGUUAUCAAACUGGGAGGUGAAUAACACACACCUGUACGUUAGGUCACGGCUGCAAAUACACGCCUUUAUUUAAAUGCUCGAUUGCUAGUGAAAAACGAACGUUAUGGAGAAAGUGUGUUUGCGCACAGGAAAAUUGCAACCCAAAAAGUUGUUUCUUUCGUUCCAUCUUAAGUUGUACGUCACUGUGGUGGAGUAAAUUGGAGUUUUAACUCGAAUGUUAAUAAUAUGAACUCUCCGAGCUUGCCUUAUUCCCGUCAAUAUUACAAUGGCGGAACAGAGUGGCAGGGAAUGAUCUUGUUUAGUAGAUGUUCUUUGUUUCUGUAGCAUGAAAGCCAAGCACCGAAAGGUGGCACUUUCCUUAAUUGCCAUUGGUUAGCGAGUUCUUCUUCGCAUGUGUUUAAGAGCGAGACUAUAGGUUAACGCCAUAUUGCCAACGUGUGGACUAACUGUGUUUUACACCUUGACAUUUUUUUGAAUUUGCCUUUUUCUUGGGAUGAGAAAAACAUUUGCAAAACAACUCGCUCAUCAUAUUGUUAUUAAACUGAAACAGCGUUACUUUAAAUCACAACAUAAUUAUGGCUUAUGGCUUAGUUUUGGUGCACGUUAAUCAUAUUUUAUCAUUUUAAAAACAGAUCAAAACAGUUACAGAAAUACGUUAAAAUAAAUUUACUGCCGUUACUGAAAUUCACUGGGGUUUGAAAAACAUAUAUUUUGACUUUUUAAAGUCGUUUUAAAAAUUUGAACUUGCAAUUUUAUUUUUAAAGUAUGCUUUCUUUUAAAGUUAUUUUUGCACCACAAUUCAUAAAUAUGUUGAGAAAAUGUGUGAUUAUUAAAGAACUCCUGGUUUGAAACCUAAAUCGCAUUUUCCUUUUUGGCAGUACACAAUAGACCCCUCUUAAAAAGUAACUUUUAAAGUCAAGUAGUAACAUUUUGUCAUUUUAAAUCAGCUACUUUAAGUGGCUUUUUACAUCUGUACUUUAGUUGUGCUUGACUGAAAUGUCCGCAAGGUAACUCUACUUUCAUUUGGGUACAAUAGAUAUACAUCUAAAAAAGCAUGUUGCAAAUAAUAAGUAGCUUUUAAAACAUAUAAUAGUAAAGGUGGUAUUCUUAAAACUACAGGUAUUUAUCACUAUAGAACAAGUGUGCUUUGAAGUUUGUAUGUUCCACUUUUUACCGAUAGAUGGCAGCAGCACAGCGCUACCUCAAUGAAUGGUUCCAACUAUUGCGGAAAGAAGAAGAGCAAAGGCAGGAAGUAAGCGGACCAAAAAAAAGAGGGGAAAAAAAAGUCAAAACAAAACAAAACCUAACGCAACCGGAAAUAAUAAAAGCUGGUAAUUAAAGUCACAAGUUGUCAUGCAUAGGUUGUGCGGCAGCGAGAGGAAGCGCCUCACAAUGCUGCUCUUACCGCCGUCUACUGUAUUCUCGAGAUAACUUGUACAAGUUUCUUUUUUGAAGUGGAGAAGAGUGCAAGAGUUUGUUAUGUAGCAAAGUGAGCGCCACACAAAAAAAGCAUCAUCAUGGCUGACUGGAGGACUUUCAAUGUUGUUAUUUUGGGCGUCGGAUUCUUGUUCAUCUUUACAGCCUUCACCACAUGUGGGAACGUAGAGCAAACUGUGGUGAAAAGUCUGCAGAAUGACACUUUCACAGGAAGCGGAUACCACAGUCUGGGAAUCAUCUACGGCGUCUUCUCAUUUUCUAAUCUAGUGGCGCCGGCGGUGGUGGCGAUGCUGGGGCCGAAGAUGACCAUGUUUGUGAGCGGGCUGCUUUACAGUGGCUACGUCGCCGUCUUCAUCGAGCCAUCCACGUGGGCCUUCUACUUGACGUCUGUGCUGAUUGGCGUCGGUGCGGCGAUGCUGUGGACGGCUCAAGGACUUUUCCUGGUGGAGAACUCUGAGGCUGCCACCAUCAACAGGAACACGGGGAUGUUCUGGGCUCUGUUACAGUGCAGCAUGUUGUUUGGCAAUCUGUACAUUUACCUGGACUGGAAUGGAAGAACAGAAAUACCAGACAGCAGCAGGAGGAAGAUUUUCCUGUCGCUGGUGGUGGCCUCUGUGGUGGGGACGCUGUGCUUCCUGGUGCUGAGGAGGAGUCCUCCUCAAGAGGAGAUGCUGUCGGAGGAGGAGGGACAGUCGCUUCUCUCUGCCCGCAUGGUGUCAGUGGACCUCCUCUCCAUAAUUAUGUACAAGCACAGAGCAAACAUGGCCCUGCAGGAGGUCAAGGCAGACUUCAAGACCAUGCUGCAGCUGGUGAAGACUAAGAGCAUCCUCCUCCUGAGUCCCUGCAUGGCCUACAGCGGCCUGGAGCUCUCCUUCUACAGCGGAGUGUACGGUACAUGCAUCGGAGCCACCGCGCAGUUCGGAGAGGCGGCAAAAGGCCUCAUUGGGAUCUCCGGCAUCGUGGUGGGAGUGGGUGAAAUCAUCGGCGGAGGCUUGUUUGGAUUGGUGUGCAAGAACAAUCGCUUCCGACGUACCUCGGUGGUUUUCCUGGGAAUGGUCGUUCAUUUUGUGGCCUUCUAUCUCAUCUUCCUCAACAUUCCCGAUGAUGCUCCGGUUGUGUUCAACACCGUCACACAGAAGAGCUCUUUUCUCACGCCAAGCGUGUCCAUCGCCCUGCUGUGCAGCUUCCUGCUCGGCCUGGGAGACAGCUGCUUCAACACGCAGCUCUACAGCAUCUUAGGAUGCGUCUACACGGAGCAGAGCACGCCCGCCUUCGCCAUCUUCAAAUUCAUCCAGUCUGUUUUCGCAGCAGUGGCAUUCUUCUACAGUGGCGACGUGAUGCUCAUGUGGCAGCUCCUCCUCAUGGUCAUCCUGGGCUUCAGCGGCACGCUCUGCUUCUUUGUGGCGGAGCGCGUGUACAACUUCUCUGCAGAGCCACUGGAAUGACUGGAUUUGUAUUUUUUUUUACAGAACCCGUGCAGCUUUGCCUUGUUAGCCAAUGCACUUGAACUAUGCGCUCCAAAAUGUAAUUUUUUAUCAUUAUCACUGCCACCAUUAUCACCAAGCAGGUACUUUGCAUAUUUGCUAAUGGCGUGACACCACCCACACUGUGAUCAGUGUUCAUUAACACUACUCUCGCUUUCUAACAUUUACUACCAGCCGCCAGCUUGUUUUUGGAAAUAUUUUUAAUGCAUUUCAAACUGUCACUUCCUGGCUUUUAUAGGGUUUUUUUGUUGUUUUUUUCCUGUUUGAUAAAAUAUCUCUCAGAAUAAGAGCGCUGGACAAUCUCUGUUUUGUGGUCUAGACACAUUUUUUUAUGCUGAGUCUUAACGUUUGAAAACACACAGAUCCGUGUAUAUAUAAAACCACUGCUAACUAGCCGACAUCAUUUUUGGAAAAAAAUAAUAAAGCGAAUUGUUUGUUAUAAUGCACUUCCUCCAUUCAUUUUGACGCUCCAACGUCGUGCCACAAUGAAAUUCUGCCCCCUAGUGGCUGUGAGCAGAAUAGCGGAUGACAGCACAAUAUGAUUAAAAGCUCGGUAAGUCAUCUUUAUUCAAAAUAAUUAUUUAAAAAAAUAUAUACAUGUACAUAUCUAACUUAAAAAAGCAGAGAGCUUCCGUCAAAGAUAUUUUUGUUACUGAUUACUUAGCAUUUUGUCAUGUUAAAGUUGAAAAAGCCACGAAUUUUUCUUUGUGCUUUUUUUCAGCAUUAAUGGCGGAAUGGUCAAUGCUAGCACAUAGUAACGCUAGGGUUAGCGUGUUUGAUGUUUUUGUGGCAUGUUUUUUUUCGCUAAAUAAAGCUCUUAAUUAUGUUUUAUUAUAUUUUUAAAUGAUGCAGGUGUAUCUAAUGCCACCGUCGAGUGGAGGAAAAGACUUCCAAGGACCACCAGAAGCUGACGGAGAAGCUCUGCUCCAAAGAUCGCACGUAAUGCCAAUGCUGGACUGGGAUGAAGAGCACGUCUCCGGGAUGAAGCACACACUCCUGGUACGGAGCCUUGGCGAACUCCGGGAAAAGCUCUGUGUCGGGGUCCUCCACAUCCACCUGCCACAAGGGGAAUCUGGACCAGAACUUGCAGCCUGUCGUCCAUGAUGGCCGCACCCAUGAGGAGACCCAUGUCACAGGUGCGGAUAGCCUGUAGGAGGUCCUGCUCUGAGGGCUCCUCUCGACAGAGGCCGCACACCUUGAAGAGGCAGCCGUAGGAGUACACCCUUCUCCACUCCUUGUCCACGUGGCGCCAAGUCCCCGUGUUGAGCUUCUCCCAGGAGAUGUCCAGGAUGAUCUGAGCAUUAAGCAGGCGACUGGUGGAGCUAGUGUCUGUGUAGAGCUGCUGCCUGGACCGCCUCAGCAUGUCCACAACGCUCGCCUCCACCUUGUCACUAAAGUGCAGCAGGAAGUGGUCCUCGUCGGUCGGAAGAAGAGCAGCGAUCUUUGACCACAGGACGGCCAUGGAGGAGGACUGUGGAGCAGAAAGGUAAGGUGAGCAAUGACACACCUGAUGGCACAAUGAAAGGUGCAUUAACAUAUUCUUCACAUGUGUAUCAUAAAUUUACACUGAACAAGUUAGGUUUUAAUUAUGAAUUGUUGAGGGUUUGCUGAUAUACGUUGGUAUACGAAGGUUGUCACUAACAGUGGAAUAAAGAUCAGGGUUUUGAAUUUAAUAAAAUAUAUCAUCCUCCAACCAGAAAUGCCAUUAGACAGUACCUCUGAUAUCCUGAUUAAACUGUACAUUUGUCCCAAUAAUAGUGAAUGUAUCCAUGCACAACACACACAAUGUUAUGUUUACCUUUUAAAAGCGCCACUGUGUUCCGAUUUGCGUGAACGACGGCCGUUGCGAAAAGAGCCUGAAAAUAGUACAUACAAUAAAUUAUAUAAAAUAUAAAAGUGUCCGUUUAAAUAUUUUUAUAAUUAACGGU